UUUCCGCUCCUCCCAGCUGGCUCGCUCGACUCACGGCGGCCAAACUGAAAGAAAGAAUCAUUUCCUAAACUGAUUCACUUCAGUUCGUUCACGAAAAAGAUUCGUUCUUCUGAACGAAACAACACGAAUGUGCGGCUGGCGGCAGCUUUGCUCCUGCAAUCGGCAACUCAAAACGGAGUUGGAAUGUGCGGAACACACGCACUCUCAGAGUCGCGGUAGGACGUCAGAUUGAAUUUCCGAACGCUCGCUAAGGAAGGAACAACGACAUUGCAGACGGUACCAUCACGUUAAAAGGAUGAAAGCUGGCCACUGAAUAUGAUGAGUCAGCAGACAUCAACCCUUGCCUGGCCCAACUGGCUGCUGCGGCCCUGAUCAUCCCAGUGUAAAUUAUUCUUGGCAAUGAACAGGAUCAAAACUUACCUGAGAAACCGACUUCAAGGAGAGCACCUUGCUGCAUGCAUGAGGAUUAGUAUAAAUGGACCUGACCCUGAGUCCGUUCCAUUCAGAAAGGCCUUAAAGAUAUUUUUUCAAGUUUAAGAAAGCUCCAUUGCUCAGACAGUUGUCAACCUUGUAAAUAGCUAACUGGAAAUGAUUUUGUUGCUUAUGUACAAUAAAUAAGCAUAGUUCAUGAACCUGCUUUUGAUAAAUUAUUUUGAAUGCGCCUAUCAAACAUCACAGCGCCACCCUUGCACUGCCCUGCCCACCACAAUCCUUCUGUCCAUCCAACGCCAUGGGAAAGAAAAGUCGAGCAAGGAUUCAGAAAUCUGGGUCAGGAGCUAGUGCCAUGGCUUCUCCCAAAGAGAUGAACAACUUAAUCGCUGAACUGCUGCAAAGGUGUAGCAGUGAAGCUCCGUCUGCCAGUGAAGAGUGGGAGGAAUAUGUCCAAAUUAGAAGUUUGGUGGAGAAGAUCAGCAAGAAACAGAAGGGUAUGUCGGUAGUAUUUGAGGGUUGCAGACACAGCCAUUUCCAGGAUCUGGUGUCCUGGGCAAAAGCGAAUGGGGCUUCCUGUGAUGGGAUCCGAAUUGCCAACUUUGGAAAAGAAGGCUACGGCCUUCAAGCUACAAGAGAUAUAAAGGCAGAAGAACUGUUCUUGUGCAUUCCAAGGAAGAUGCUGAUGACAGUGGAAUCCGCACAGAAUUCCAUCCUGGGACCUCUCCUCCGCCAGGACCGGAUUCUUAAGGCCAUGGGCAAUGUGUCACUCGCCUUCCAUCUGCUUUGUGAGCGGGCCAAUCCUGCAUCAUUGUGGCUGCCAUAUAUCCGCAGUCUUCCUCAGGAUUACAGUAUCCCACUAUACUACCAUACGGAAGAGGUCCAGCUGCUUUUGGGCACACAAGCGAUUCAGGAUGUCCUCAGCCAGUUUAAAAACACAGCCCGCCAGUAUGCCUACUUCUACAAACUUUUACAGACUCAUCCUGCUGCCGGUGUUCUACCCUUGAAGGACAGCUUCACAUUUGAUGACUAUAGGUGGGCUGUGUCUUCAGUCAUGACCCGUCAGAACCAAAUCCCUACUGAGGAUGGCAGCAGAAUCACACAGGCCCUCAUUCCUCUUUGGGACAUGUGUAACCACACAAAUGGACUGAUCACUACUGGCUACAAUUUGGAGGAUGACCGUUGUGAGUGUGUGGCACUCCGAAAUUACAAGGAGAAUGAGCAGAUCUACAUUUUUUAUGGCACAAGAUCCAAUGCCGACUUUUUCGUCCAUAACGGCUUCUUCUUCCAAGACAACAUCCACGAUCGGGUGAAGAUCAAGCUGGGCAUCAGUAAAAGUGAGAGGCUCUACGCCAUGAAAGCAGAGGUGCUUGCACGUGCUGGUAUCCCAGUGUCGUGUGUCUUUGCUCUGCACGCCAAUGAAUCCCCUGUUUCAGCACAGCUUCUUGCUUUUUUGAGAGUUUUCUGCAUGACAGAGGAAGAACUGAAAGACUACCUUGUGGGAGACUCCAUCAAUAAGAUUUUAAACCUGAGCAACCUUGAUUACCCAGUUAGCUGGGAGAAUGAAAUCAAAUUGUGGACUUUUCUGGAGACCAGAGUCACGCUGCUGCUCAAAAACUAUAAAAGUACAUCCGAGGAGGACAGUAACCUGCUACAGCAACCUGAUCUAUCGCCUCAUGCUCGUGUGGCAAUCCAGCUCCGCCUAGCUGAAAAGCAGAUCCUGCUGAAAUCACUGGCCAGUGGAGAAGCCAAACAUGUGCAUUUUGAAAAAAAAGUGGCAGAGGGCACGCCUUUGCCUUGCUCUGACAAUGGUGGCAUGGCUUCAUGUGAGAAUACUACUGCAAAGCUUCCCAUCAUGUUGCACAAGGUGGAGACGUUUGGGAAGGGCAAGGAGUUUGAGUUGGAGAAGCACUGUAUCUCUGAUUGGAGAGUUUGUGUGCAAGAUGGAGACGAAAGCUAAUAGAUACCCAGUGCAAGAAUAGAGAUUUAGAUUAGCAAUAAUGAUGAUUUAGUUCACAAUAUGUGACCCAGAACAAUAAAGAAUCAAUACGUAAACAAGGAUAAGAAGUAUAAAUCUGUCAUCGAAACCAACAAAAAUUUCAAAGCCAAUGUUGAGUUAAUAAAUUCCGCUAUACUGCCACAGUUCAUGGUAUUUAUUUUGCUAUUUUUAUUUGUGUGUGUGUGUGUGUGUUAGACAAAUGACUCAGAAAUAUUGACACUCAGUCUGAUUUGCAAUAAAAAAUAGUCUAUGCAUUUGA
Messenger RNA from Phycodurus eques (leafy seadragon), 2687 nucleotides. RefSeq names its product SET domain containing 3, actin histidine methyltransferase (gene setd3). Gene Ontology annotation, molecular function: protein-L-histidine N-tele-methyltransferase activity; histone H3K4 methyltransferase activity; histone H3K36 methyltransferase activity. Gene Ontology annotation, biological process: actin modification; peptidyl-lysine monomethylation; peptidyl-lysine trimethylation. NCBI's taxonomy places the organism in Eukaryota, Metazoa, Chordata, Actinopteri, Syngnathiformes, Syngnathidae. The record is from RefSeq and is a predicted model, not a curated record.